Messenger RNA from Tinamus guttatus (white-throated tinamou), 439 nucleotides. The record is from RefSeq and is a predicted model, not a curated record. NCBI's taxonomy places the organism in Eukaryota, Metazoa, Chordata, Aves, Tinamiformes, Tinamidae.
AUGGGACGUGCCGGCCGCGCUGCCACCUCGAGAGCCCAUGCGCAGCCCGCGCCGCAGCUGAGCCCCGUGCAAGGGGAUCGGGUCUGGAGAGAGCUGGUGGAGGCCGAACGGCGAGGCAGGAAAAGCUGGUACCAGAACUGGAGCUUCCUAAAGGACUAUGACCAAUUGGGUAGGAAAAAGGAGCAGAAGCCACUGCCAAACUACGUGCCUGUGUUUUCAGACAUAGUUCCCAACUGCACCAACCAGGUAAUUGGCAGUCGAAUGAAUACUGAGCUUGGUAAGACCUUGGCAAACAUGGAUUACUUCUCCAGCAGCGGUAGACGAAAGCAGAAACUUGAAGAUGAGCUCCUGCCUUCCUAGUGUUUAACUGAAAAUACCAGUAACAGCAAGUUCUAGCUAACAGGCUUCUUUCAGACUCCACAGCAUUGAAGACAGCAGG